Messenger RNA from Eruca vesicaria subsp. sativa (arugula), 378 nucleotides. Lineage: Eukaryota; Viridiplantae; Streptophyta; Magnoliopsida; Brassicales; Brassicaceae. The record is from the annotation of a GenBank genome assembly.
AUGGAAUCUAAUCUCACAUACCAUGACAUGAGCAUAUACUCCGCCGAAAGGAUCGCACAAUCAGCAUCCACAUUUGUUCAUACGGAGCUUGAACGUCUCACCAAUUAUGAAGAGAAGAGUGUACACAUCAUAUUAUAUCUGACAGAUUUCAAUCCACAUUCAACCCACAGAAUUGUCGUCGACAUUGCUACAACAAACCUCCAUUCUGAGAAGAGAGCACCCUCACUAAUGGAAGAAAAUGAAAUGUGCACAAUAUGCAUGGAGAAGAUUGUAACAGAGAGUAACUCUUUUCCCGGUAGACUAUCCAAACAUAAGAAAAUGAAUAAAUUGGACCCCGACAAUAUAGAUCCUAACUGCGGUUACCUGAAGAAGCACUAA